This is a messenger RNA of Pelobates cultripes (western spadefoot toad), 246 nucleotides long. NCBI's taxonomy places the organism in Eukaryota, Metazoa, Chordata, Amphibia, Anura, Pelobatidae. The record is from the annotation of a GenBank genome assembly.
AUGGGCAGCGUGGUGCAGGCUCACAAUCGAGCAGUAAACCUCACAAACACACUCCUCACAAGGGUUACAGAUCUGGAAUUGGAGCUCGAGGAUGUCUCCAACCGCUCAAGGAGAAAUAACCUGCGCAUUCGCGGCCUGCCGGAAUCGGUUGGGGAAGCGGACCUUGAAGAGACUCUAGUCACCUGUUUUAAGCAGAGCCUCCCAGACAUCCCAGAACAUCUUGCGUUCCAGAGGGCCGAAGAAUAG